Molecule: messenger RNA, 1637 nt
Organism: Trichophyton rubrum CBS 118892
Lineage: Eukaryota; Fungi; Ascomycota; Eurotiomycetes; Onygenales; Arthrodermataceae
Exons: 3
Coding region: 199-1038 (279 amino acids)
Source: RefSeq, a predicted model, not a curated record
AAAACGAAUCUCGGGUGGUUCUUCUUCUUCUUCUUCUUUUUAUUCGGGGGAUUCUUCUGUUUUUCUGAUUUGCAUAACUAUUUAAUGUGUUGUUUCCUUUUUAAUACCCUCCUUCCCUAGUUGAUAUACCAGUUGAUAUAUUAACAGAGACGCCCUCUUGGGACGUUUUGCAUUCAAUUCUUCUCUAAACAUCUAAUUAUGCAUGCGGAUGACGAUUACGAUGAUGACGGGCCGGACCUGGAGCUGCUGGAACUGCUCCGGCAGUCCCUCGGCCUAGGAGGAGGCAACUCAAAAACACCACCGCCAGCAGAGACAAAGGUGCUCGAGGGCGCAAAGUUCAUCUUUGACAACGCUAUAGAUGUUGCCCUUGACCCUAAGGGAACCAAGUCUGCUGCCAAAAAUAUUUGGAAGAUGAUGCAGGAAAAAGAAUACUCAACUGAGUCAUGGUCAGCCCAUGAGCUGCAUCCAAAAGCUAAAGACGAGUCCACUGUCAAUUUUAUAUUCACCAUGGACCUACUCAACUUCAGUUUCUGGUCUGAACUUGAUGCAUCGAAGAGAUUUGCGGUUGAGUAUCGCGGUAGGAAAUGGACCGGUUAUUGGAGUCUGGUCGCGGCCUUGCAGAGGGCCCUUGAUGAGGAGAUACCCAUUACGAGCUCCGACUUUUGGCAAGAUGAAAACGAGUGCACGGAUGAAGUGCUGAGGCAUGUUUUCCGGUCUGCUACGGAUGAAGAGAUUCCUCUACUUCAGGAACGCAUCGCCUGUCUACGAGAAGCAGGAUCAGUUCUUUAUGAGAAAUAUGAUUGUAGCUUUACCAACUGCAUUGAGGAAGCCAAUGGUUCAGCAGCAGCUUUGGUCAAUCUCCUGGCUCAAAACUUCCCUUGCUUCAGAGACGAGACUGAGUUUUCCGGGAAGAAAGUCCGGUUCUACAAGCGGGCUCAGAUUCUCGUUGCUGAUUUAUGGGCUUGCUUCCAAGGCCAGAGUUACGGAGAGUUCCAUGAUAUAGACAAAAUUACCAUGUUUGCCGGUAUGCUCCCUUAAUACUCAUCGUAUCUUUGAUUUAUCAACUCUCUAAUCAUAUAUAAGAUUAUCGUAUCCCUCAAAUGCUUAACCAGCUUGGUUGUCUGCUCUUCUCUCCGCCGCUGGAGAGUGUUAUUCGGCAGCGCAAGCUCAUACCUAGUGGCCAUCAGCGGGAGGUCGAGCUUCGUGGUGCCAGUAUCUGGGGCGUGGAGCUAAUAAGACGAGAAAUACAAGAGCUUCAACGACAGAGGAAUGGCCAUCAUGAAGCUAAUGGAUCCAAACCUUUACACAUCAACGCCAUCUUGAUCGACUUUUUCUUGUACGAUAUGGUCAAGGAUAUGGAAGCGGACGGGAAAGAGACUAUGCCCCAUCAUCGGACAAGAAGUAUCUGGUACUAACCCUUGUCUUCUCAUACUUUCACUUCUUCACUUCAUCUCCAUUCUCUGCCCUCAUAGAUUUUAACCAAUAGACCAUGAAACAUUUUAAUGUCUUGCAAUAAGCUUUCUUCCAUUGCGGUGGCACUUAUUCAAACAAUUAUUUCUCAAAAAGCCUGGGUAUGGUGCUCCGUACUCCAAAUAUGCUACAGGUAAAAAAUGUUGCAGGUUUCCUGGGUAUGUCCA